AUGGUUGGGGACAACAUGGGAAUACUGGCCCAAGCUACAAAUUAUGCGACCAAAACUCCAUUUAGGGACGCUGAAAGAAAUUUCAAAUCACGUUUACCACCACCGAAUUUUAGUAAUGUAAUUGAUUUUGAUAAUAUCGAUGGUUGUAGUGUAGAAAUUAAAAACAAAAUUGUUCAAGUAGAUUUAAGUCAUGAUCUAGGUAAAGAAGAAUAUAAGGAAUUAUUUGGACAAUUUGAUGAAAUAGAUGAAAAAAUAGAUUUAAAUCGAAAAAAAGCAUAUCUAAUUAGAGAUUUUCCUGGAUUUAUAUUUAUUCGAAAUCCAUUCACACCCGAGGCACAAAAAUACGUAAUUAAGCGUUGCCUUAAAGAUUUUGCAAAAUAUCCUAAUAAAUCUAAUCUUGAUACUCAUUAUGCUUUGCCUAAAGAAGGAAUAUGGAAACUUCAUGAAAAAGUAUAUAAUGGUCAAUUGAAUGAAAAUGAUAAAUUAACGAGGAAACUUAGAUGGAUAACAUUAGGUUAUCAAUAUCACUGGCCAACCAAAACUUAUCAUUUAGAUCGUCAAUUGAAAUUUCCGCAAGAUAUUGGUAAUUUAACAACUGCAGUGGUUAAAGUUAUAGAUGGAAUUAAAUUACCGGAUGAUGAUAAUUUUAUACAUAAAUAUGAAGUGUCAAAAUGGAAACCUGAAGCGGGAGUAAUUAAUUAUUAUCAACUUAAAGAUAAUUUAAUGGCUCACGUUGAUAAGAGUGAAAUAAAUAUGAAUAUCUCGCCUAUAGCAAUAUAUUUACGCAGUGGAGAUAUUUCAAUAAUGUGCGGAAUUCGUCGAGCAUGUGUCCCACGAAUUCUCGAAGGUACUCUUCCAGAAUAUCUUAAAUCCAAUAAUUUGAAAGAAGAUCCUGAAUGGGAUAUAUAUGCAAAUUACAUGUUAACGUCACGAAUUAAUAUAAACGUUAGACAAGUAUUUUGA
Molecule: messenger RNA, 963 nt
Organism: Diversispora eburnea
Lineage: Eukaryota; Fungi; Glomeromycota; Glomeromycetes; Diversisporales; Diversisporaceae
Source: the annotation of a GenBank genome assembly